AUGAUGAAAUUUCAUAUUUUGCUUCUCUGUUUGCUUUUCGGUUCGAGUGCCCUCGCACAGGGCGAUAAUCAGAAUCAUCCGGAGAGUUUGCUUGAGAAAUGGCAUGAUUCAUUGAAAGCAGCAAUCGAAUGCCUGGAGGGUCGAGUAGAACUUCAGGAGCUGUCGAUACAGAUGCGACAACGACUAGAAGAAAUAAUGCAGUCAUUUGAGGUAAUCGUGCUACUGCUGAUAUUGCUGGUGCUGCAUGCUCCAAAGCACACUUUAUUAUGA
Messenger RNA from Gongylonema pulchrum, 270 nucleotides. Lineage: Eukaryota; Metazoa; Nematoda; Chromadorea; Rhabditida; Gongylonematidae. The record is from the annotation of a GenBank genome assembly.